CGGCUUCAGUUAAAGCUUUGGCUGUUGAGACAGGAAGGUGAUGCAGAGGGUAGUUCAAUGUUGGACUGGUGUAUCACGCGUCCAUCUGCAGUACUGAUACAACAUGUUAUCUAUGGAGCACCAGCGAAUUUAAAUGCAAGGUCAAUCAAUCCGAUACUCCCGGCUGCAUACCCCGCAGACAGGAGCCACUUAGAAUCUACCACGUUAUCAAACAAUGAUAACUAG
Molecule: messenger RNA, 225 nt
Organism: Bipolaris victoriae FI3
Lineage: Eukaryota; Fungi; Ascomycota; Dothideomycetes; Pleosporales; Pleosporaceae
Exons: 1
Source: RefSeq, a predicted model, not a curated record